AUGCCAGCAACGAACGAGAACUCGAGCCUUAAGCUCCUCCAACAGGAUCUAUACCAGAGACACUACGAUGACUCGGCGCGUACUGAGUCUCUGGAAAGGUCCUAUUUGCGUGCCAGGCAACUGGCACGGCAUCAUGCCCUCACCUUGGAUGAUGUCCUCUCCCUGACUCCAAAGUUUUGGGAUGCGCACAUGGACGGAAUCAUCGUCCGAGACGUCACCGCGCAGAUUCUGUGGUCCAUUCAGUUCAACUUGGUCGCGGGAACCGUAGCCCCCUUCGCUCUUCAGCGGCCUGACCUGCACCCCUUCAUGGAAAAGCUACUUAAUUUUGAUAUCACGACUCCAUUCAUGCUCAAUGAGCUUGACCAUGGGUGCGAUGCAAAGAACCUGGAGACCACCGCGACAUGGCAGCCCGAUGGUAGCUUCAUGGUACACAGCCCUUCCCCGGGAGCAGCCAAGUUCAUGCCUCCUUCCAUGCCCGUCGCCGGCAUCCCUCGUGUUGCGGUAGUGUUCUGUCGUCUUAUGGUCGAGGGAGACGAUAGAGGAAUUCGUCCGUUCCUUGUUCCCUUGAACGACGGGAGACAGAUGUGCACCGGGGUCAUGUCCCAGAUGCUUCCUCCUAUCGCGAGUGGCCGCGUCUUGGAUCACGCCCUCACCUCGUUCAACCAAGUACAGGUUCCAUCAACCGCCCUGUUGGGAGAGCUGGAGAAACCCGACAACAUGCGCGACAGGUUCCUCUCAGCAAUCCAGCGGGUCGGCUUCGGCACCCUGGCCCUGAGCUUGUGGACCAUCCCUUUCAUGAAAUGUGCCACGUACUUGGGAGGCAAGUACAGUCUGCGGCGUAUGGUCGUAGGCUCGGAUGGCAAGCCGAUGCCCAUCAUUUCGUUCCGCACCCAGCAAGUGCCUAUCCUGCAUUCGUUGGCGCAGGUCACGAUCAUGAUGCCUUUCGCCAACUGGAUCACUUCGCACUUCAGCGAUACGUCUCUUGAUUUUAGGGUCCGACAUGGGUUGGGAGUCAUCCUGAAGGCAACGUUCCUUCAGUUCGGACAAGGCAGUAUUGCGGGGAUUCUUGAGCGCUGUGGUGCUCAGGGAGUCUUUAUUCACAACCAGCUAGUUGAGCUUGAGGCUCUAACCCGAGGAAAUGGUAUCGCAGAAGGCGAUUGUCUGGUUCUGUGCAUUCGCCUCGCAACGGAACUCCUCAUCGGCCGAUACGCCGUACCAAAGCCCGCACGCCCGGACUCUCUCCUAGCUCAACAUGAAGCAGGCUACGUUCGGGAGCUACAGGCCGCACUCAAGAGUAUCAAGAAGGCGCAUCGUAGCGACGAAUACAACAGCUUGAUUAUCCCCCGAUGUCGCCCGUUGAUCAUUGCGAUUGGCCACCGGAUGGCGUACGAGGCCGCCUUGGAUGCUGGCAUUGACGCCGACCUCCUGGCGCUGGCCGAGGCAGGCAUGGUCAACCAGGAUCUCAGCUGGUACAGUGAGAACCUCGGCUUCAAGCGGUUCACCCAGUACCAGAUGGAACGGCGUGCGAUGGACCGCAUCCUCCCGCGGCUGGACCAGUUGCUAGACGAGCUGGAGAUUGGCCCUUACUGUGUCGCCCCAUUCCAGACGGCCGAGCGGUUCGCGGCUUUUGUCCGGGCCGCGCCGGCAUACACUGGGGAAGGAGUGGUGGAUUUGAGCGAGGAAAAGGAGACUUUUGCUCCGGUUCAGGCGAGACUUUAG
This is a messenger RNA of Aspergillus terreus NIH2624, 1719 nucleotides long. RefSeq lists its product as uncharacterized. Gene Ontology annotation, cellular component: peroxisome. Bases 1 to 1719 code for a protein of 572 amino acids. Gene Ontology annotation, biological process: lipid homeostasis; fatty acid beta-oxidation using acyl-CoA oxidase. The transcript is spliced from 7 exons. The record is from RefSeq and is a predicted model, not a curated record. Gene Ontology annotation, molecular function: acyl-CoA oxidase activity; fatty acid binding; FAD binding. NCBI's taxonomy places the organism in Eukaryota, Fungi, Ascomycota, Eurotiomycetes, Eurotiales, Aspergillaceae.